Messenger RNA from Parnassius apollo (apollo), 621 nucleotides. The record is from the annotation of a GenBank genome assembly. Lineage: Eukaryota; Metazoa; Arthropoda; Insecta; Lepidoptera; Papilionidae.
AUGAAUAUCUGUCAAUCAUGUUCAAAUGAGUUCAAUGAUGGAGCGCAAUGUUAUGUUUGUAAAAAACACGACGUAACAAGGUUUCGGAACUUAGGAGCAGAUCGAAGAGCUCAAUGGAAAUGCCUUCAGUGCAAAAAGGUUUCCUUCAGCCCCUCCCGUCCAAGUUCUGAAGCCACUCCUGGUGGCAAUUCUGGUGGGGAGUCGGCGACCUUGGAUGUUAUUCUUAAGGAGAUUCGUGAGAUGAAGAAGCUGGUCACAACAGUUCAGAGUCUUAUCGAAGACAUCAAAUCUAUUAAAGUUGAAUUAAUCCAUCUGAAGGAGUCUUGUGAGUACAACAGCAGUUCAAUUAAAUCUUUUCAAGAUCAAGUCUCCAGUUUGGAACGUGGUGUAUCUCAGAUAGAAAAGAUUCAAAAUUCUCUCGCUGUGACCAACAAGGAAAUAGCUAAUCUUAAAAGUGUUAUUGAGACCAAUGAACAAUGGUCACGGCUUAGUCAUGUUGAGGUAAAGAGCAUGCCCCUAAAGCCCAAUGAAAACCUAUUUGUAAUUGCGGAGUCUAUGGGUAAAGAGUUGGGUAUAAUUCCAAAAAUAAAUCAAUUACAUAUCCCGAGUACCAAUGUUUAA